AUGAUCGAUUUUCAAAACCAUCAAGUCAAAUGGAUUGACAAAAUCAUUUCCAUGAAGUACAAGACCCAAUUUCAAAAUCACACCAACUGGACUAUUGCACUGGAUCGCGGCUACUUGGAUAUUUUGGAUGACAAUGACACUGCAGAUGAUGCUUUCAUCCUCAAUGCAAAGUAUGAAGCAACAACUGGAGCUGAAGUUGCUUCCAAGCAAGUCCACCUGACAAAACAACAACAAGAUCAAUUGGCAACUGCUUUGGAAAAUAGACAAGAACUUUUUGAUGGCAACCUUGGACACCACAAACAUGAGAAGAUCCAUUUGGAAGUUGAAGACGGUGCCGUACCGAUUCUUUCUAAAGCCUAUUCUGUUCCUAGAAACACCAACACACUUUUCUCAAGGAACUUCGGCAUUUGGAAUUUGGAAUCGGUCAACGUACUCAAGCAAUGUGGUCCAACUGAAUGGGCCUCUCCUACAUUCAUUAUUCCAAAAAAGGAUGGAAGAGUACAAUGGAUCAGUGAUCUUCGCGAGCUCAACAAGGUUCUCAAACGUAAAGUGUAUCCUUUGCCAUUGAUUGAUGAAGUUGUCUCUUGUUGUGCUGGCUACAAAUUCUUUGCCAAACUUGAUCUCACAAUGAUGUAUUAUUCUUUUGAGCUUAUGAUGCAAGUAAAGAACUGCUACUUCCUUCUUUGGUACAGAUACCAGACUUCAAUUUGUCCUGCAACCGUUUCAAUUCCCUAUCUCCACGCUUGCAUCUUGUCACAACUCGAUUCUUGUUCUUAUUGGCAGAACUGCCACUCCUACUCAAAGGCCAUUCUCUAG
This is a messenger RNA of Cylindrotheca closterium, 816 nucleotides long. The record is from the annotation of a GenBank genome assembly. Lineage: Eukaryota; Bacillariophyta; Bacillariophyceae; Bacillariales; Bacillariaceae.